CUGUCAAAAUUUUCGUGUCGAUCAUCAUCGCAAAAAAUGUUGUGAAGUGCAAGAUAACACUGGAUCAACCAUUUGACGCCACAAUACACGGUCCGCGGCCACAUUUCUCCAUCCUCGAUUGCGCCACACGCUCGCUCAUUCUGCACCUGGUCCGCCCACCUCGCUCGCUGCGUUCCACGCCUUCGUGUGCCUGCCGGAUCGGAAGCGAACACCAUCUUCGCAGGGUUGCUGUCCGGCAUUCUUGCAACAUGCCCUGUCCAACGUACUUUUCCGGCUUUGGUUACCUUCUGGAUACUGGGUUCGCCGUAGAACUGGACGAGCCGACACACACCGUCCUCUUGCACACCGCCAAAAGUUGUCCUAAGCACUCCGAGUGCUUGCAAUUCCUCUUCGAGCAUGGUCCAAGUUUCGUGCCCGUAGAGGACUACCGGUCUUAUCAGCGUUCGGUACAUGAGUAUUUCGGUGGAUUCGACGCACCAGUACCGAGGACCUACCGAGAAAAACCAUCCUGGAAGCAGGAGCAGCAUGACGUGAGUCGCAAAGUUCAAGCCCCAUUCGUGAACACUCAGCUGAUUCCGAAUGUUCGGAAGAAUGUCUCCAGCGUCCCGGCAUCGAUGCCGCAAGUUUUGAUUAGUGGAUGGCCGAAUCCCAUUUGCGUCAAUUAAAACUUGUAACCGAUCCACUUUGUCCAUUUCCUGCACUACGUAGUGGCAAAUUCGCUGCGCCACCUGCUUCAAUGGUAGGUGCGACAUUGCGAAACUGUUCAAUUUGGCCGCCAAGGAGAACGGAAGAGCCCUGAAUGACCGAACCUGUCCGAAAUGUGUCACCGCUAUUAAAGCUACCCUCGCAGUUCAGACAACGGACAAUUUCACCGUGAAUAAAUCUGAACCCGAUGACUAAUCGAGCGGUACCGAACCCGCUUGAGCAAUUUGUCCGUCCCACGACAGGGAUUGCAAACUUUUCUGUACAAAUUGUAGCGUGACCAUUUGCGGGCUCUGUAUCGACGAAGGCCAGCCGCACGAACUGCACCAAAUCGAUAAUUUUUCCAUCGUCUAUCGGGAGAAGAUGUCCGAGCUGGAAUCAGGCGAAAAAGUCUGUUGAAGCGCUGGGCGAGCAAACCUGCGAUCUGUCAAUGAAAUUUGGAACUGCUAGAGAAAGAAGGAGCCGUUGUCCUCAGAAAAAUCGACGUUGUUUCCGAGUCGUCUAAGCUGAAGGUGACUCGCCAGACGAGUAUUCGGAAAAAAAGGCUCCAAACACAGCUGCGAUUUUCUGCCGAGAAGUUGAGAGCUAUAUCGCGCACGCUGGAAAGGAUCAACACGCUACCUUCGAAUGACUUCUUGAAGGAUCUGUCGGAAUUGGAACUCCACGCAUCCGGAUAACACUCCGUUGAAGGUGGUGGACGACAUUGAGUGUGAUUUGGUUCCGUCAUACCAAUUCGGAAGAUACACAGCGACUGCUUUCUUCCAAGAAGGGGACACUAAUCACACAUUUUCAUCCCGUGAUAUUGUUUGUACCAUAAGGGCCAACGCCCACGUAGCGGUUUUACAAGCUACGUUAUCGCCGCGUCUACGCAAGGUACCCAGCAUCAAAUGUAGUCAUGCACACCGCACACGUAUACGUGUGCAUUACUCUAUUUGAUGCUGGGUACCUUGUGUGGACGCGGUGUUAACGCAGCUUAAAAAAACCGCUACGUGGACAUCGGCCCUAAAUCUGCUUAGAUCCGAUAAUGUUCAAGUAAUGCUCAGUCCAAACGACCCGGAAUAGUUGAAAUUCCCCCACAAGCUGAUAGUGAUAAUACCGAUUGUAUGACAAAUUGUGUAAUGCCAUUCCGCAGUAUUCCAUUUCGCGGAGUCCCACCAUGCGGGAGGAACCCAUGUCCCGGAGUGUGACAUUGCGCGAAAUGAUGCAUUUCGCGGAACAACAUUACUCGGAAUGACCCAUUUUGCAGAAAAAUUGAAUAAGCUAUUAUUUUGUGCAUUUUGAAAAAGCAGAACCAGUUUUUGUUAUGAUCGGGAGAACGAGUUCAUGUAUAGAAGGCCAAUAUAAAUAUGUUUCAAUAUACCGGGCAAAUGCGCGGUCAUUCCGCGGUAUGUCAUUCCACGAAUGGUUAAUUUCUGCGCAAUGUAUUGUCGCGCCGCCACUAAACCGGACCGCGCGAUUGAGCACUCGCGCUGUGACGCGAGUCGCGACAAUUCGAAUUAUGUUAUUAGUAGUGCGCAUCAUGCGCACUAAUCUAAAUAAAAUGCGACGUCUGAUAACUGCAGAUAUUUUAAUUUUAUUGAAAACAUGUUUCCGAUUUUCUACCAUACACGGAAUACGUUCCGUGAAUUGAUUUUCCGGGAAAUGUCACAUUCCGCGGAAUUGCAUUCCGCAUUGUCAUACAACCAUAAUACCACAUAUGGACUCAGUUAAAGGACAUUCGAGUUAAAGCAGAAUAAUACUGCAUUUGAUGUUGCACCACUAUCUAAACUCAUUGAACUUAUAUUCAACGAUGAUUUGGUGAUCAGAAUAGGAAUUCGUCCUUUGAAUGUUGUGAUCGAAAAUCAACUACUGAACUAAAUAUUAGCAAUUGCAGAUAAAGAAAACGAGCGUCGAUUCGAGUUUGCUCAAUAACGAAUUGAAGUAAUAAUGAACAAUCCUGGCUACAAUCAUUUGGAUAUGCAUCACACAAUGCAUCGAAAACAGCUGAAAAAGUACUGGGAUAUUUCUUUCUCAUAAACGGUGAGGGACGAAGCUGGUGUUUUCACUUGAGUCCAGAGGACGAAAUCUGAGGCUAUGUCCAGUUGCACAGGGGGUCUGCCACCUACUGCACCUUCAUUCAUCAGAACUCUUGAAGGAAUUCCUGCGGGCAUUCUAGAGAGAUUCUUUCGGGAAUUUUUAAAAGAUUCCUACGGGAAUCCUUGAGGGAUUUCUUCGAGAAUUCUAGAAUGAUUACUUCGGGAAACCUGGAGGUAUUUCUUCAGGAAAUCUUGAGGGAUUCUUUCUGGAAUUCUGGAGGGUUUCCUUCGGGAACGCUGGAGGGAUCCCUACUGGAAUCCUAAAGGAAUUCCUUCUGGAAACCUGGAUGGAUUCUUCUGGGAAUCCUGAAGGAUUUUUUUUCAAGAAUCCUGAAGGCAUUUUUUUCGAAAUCCUGGGGGUUUCUUUCGGAAUUUCGAACUAAUUCCUUCGAAAAUUUUGGAAUAACUUUAUCUAGAAUUUUGGAGGAAUUCCUUCAGAAAUUCUUAUGGCAUACCUUCGGGAAUUCGGGAUGGAUUUCUUCAGAAAUCCUGGCGGGAUUUCUUCGUAGAUCUUAAAGAUAUUCCUCCGGGAAUCCUUGGAAUAUUCCUUCGGGAAUCAUAAGGGAAUUUCUUUAGGAAACUGUAGGGAUUCCUUUGGGAAUCUGGGGGUCAUUCAUUCAGAAACCGUGGAGGAAAGCCUAGGGGAAUUUCUUCGGAAAUCCUGGAGAAUUCUUCAGAAAUCCAUGGGUGAUUCCUUCGGGGAUUCUGGGGGAUUCCUUCGCGACACCCACAGGAAUCCUCCAUCGAUGUCCACAAGAAUUUAUUAAUGAUUGCCACAAGAAUCCACCAGCGUCGCCCAGUGGGAUCCACCAACGAAUCCAACAAGAAUCCAGAGAUUUUCACAGGAAUCCCCCACCGGAAUCUGCAACCGAUGCUCACAUGAAUUCGCCAGUGAUGUCCAC
This is a messenger RNA of Armigeres subalbatus, 3679 nucleotides long. RefSeq lists its product as uncharacterized. The coding region runs from base 249 to 665 and encodes 138 amino acids. NCBI's taxonomy places the organism in Eukaryota, Metazoa, Arthropoda, Insecta, Diptera, Culicidae. The record is from RefSeq and is a predicted model, not a curated record. The transcript is spliced from 3 exons.